AUGGGUCCCAAAACCAAAAGUCAAUCCCUCGAUAAACAUAAACUUCAAUUGGGCGAUUGCCUUGGGAGGGGUGCGUUUGGUUCGGUCUAUCAUGCUAUAAACUGGGAAAAUGGCGAGGCGUUUGCUGUUAAGCAAGUGAAGCUUAGCAAUAUACCAGAAUCAGAACUCGAUAGAGAGAUUGAGCUAUUGAGUAUCCUCAAUCAUGAUAAUAUUGUAAAAUAUAUUGGAUUCGAAAAGACCAACGAGUCAUUGUAUAUUAUUUUGGAAUACUGCGAAAACGGCUCACUCCACACAAUAUGCAGGAAAUUCGGAAAAUUUCCCGAACAUCUCGUAGCAGUCUACAUAGGCCAAGUGCUCGACGGCCUAUUAUAUCUGCAUGAGCAAGGAGUUAUCCACCGUGACAUCAAAGGUGCGAACAUACUGACUACCAAAAAUGGCCAAGUGAAAUUAGCAGAUUUCGGGGUCGCCACCAAAACAAACGCGUUAAAUGAUUUUGCGGUGGUCGGAUCGCCGUACUGGAUGGCGCCCGAGGUAAUCGAGUUGUCAGGCGCGACAACCGCUUCAGAUAUCUGGAGUGUUGGGUGUGUCGUGAUAGAGUUGUUAGAGGGGAAACCACCAUACUCGCAUUUAGAUCCAAUGCCGGCAUUGUUUCGGAUUGUGCAGGAUGAACAUCCGCCGUUGCCAGAGAGCGCGUCUCCCGCAGUCAAGAAUUUUUUGAUGCAGUGUUUUCAGAAGGAUGCUAAUUUGAGAGUUUCGGCAAAAAAGUUGCUGAAACAUCCGUGGAUUACUAGCGUGCGUGGUGGAAUAAGUACAAUAAGAGAAAAGACUCUGCCACGAUCUACGAAAAUGCCUAGGAUUACUGAAUAUGAGGAAAUUUUACAAAGCGUUAAAGAUUAUAAUCUAGCGUUAGAUGAGACAAUUAAUCCACCACCGUCCCGGAGACGAAGUUCUGUGUCAAAAAAACCAUCACGCUCUUCUAUCCAACAAUAUCAGAUGCUGACUAGAAAUCCAGAUUCUUCUUCCGCCUCGGCUAGUCCUAAUACCAAUCCAAUAUUAUCACCCCCGUCUUCGUCUUAUUCAACGUUGAAAAUUCCAAAAUCAUACAAGCCACCGUCAGUUCUCGAAACUAGCAAUUGGGACACUGGCGCUAUAGUAUUCUCCCCUAAUGUCGUGGACCAUACCAAUGCAGAAUCGGCAAAUGACAAUUGGGAUGAUGAUUUUGAGGAUUCUAUUACUUAUUCAAAAAUAAAUAAUCACGAUUGUAAGCCUCCCCCUCCUAUACCACCUACACCACAAUCUUCACGUAAUAAUCGGCCAUUAACGCCACCAACAUCACCAGAAAUGUCACCAACCUCACAACCAUCACCCUCAACUAUUAAUUCAACCGCGAUAAAACAACCACCCGUUCACUAUCGUCGUAAUUCAUAUUAUGACGAAGAAAGUCAAGGCGAAUUUCAGAAAUAUCGUGAAUCAGACGAGGAUAAUUUCGAGGAUGCAUUUUCCGAACAAGAUGAUGAAAAUCUAAUACUGAAUACUCGUCUAUCGAGUAACAGUUGGUUUGGCGAUGAUGUAAGUGAUGAAGAUGAUCCUUUUAUUGAAAUAAAUGAAGGAUUAGACGAAAUGGAUCUGCAGGCUAAUAUUGCAAGAGAUAAGUAUGCUCGUGCUUGUUCGCGUCUCGCUGAUCUUAUAAACGCGUUGCAGCCAAGUGAAUCGGAAGAUCAAUUAACGAACUUUUGCGACGAAAUUAUCCGAUUAUUAAGUGAGCAUAAAGAACUCAAAAAUCAUCUCAUCAUUUUCCAUGGUGUAAUUCCAAUAUUGGAGAUGUUGGAAAUGUGCUCAUUCGAAAGAGUAGUUAACCGACUUCUUAGAAUUGUUAAUUCAAUAAUCAAAGAUAAUCAAAAUCUUCAAGAGAAUCUUUGCCUGGUUGGUGGAAUUCCCGUGAUUAAGAAUUUCACUUCAAAACGACACUCUUACGAGAUUCGUCUUCAAGCUGGAUUAUUUAUUCGACAAAUGUGUCACACAUCAACGUUAACGCUGCAAAUGUUUGUCUCUUGUCGUGGACUCAAAGUGCUUGUUGAUUUUCUUGAAGAAGAUUACACGCGUCACAAAGAACUUGUUUGGAUCGCUAUAAAUGGAAUUUGGAGCGUGUUUGAAUUGCAAAGUCCAACGCCGAAAAACGACUUUUGUCGAUUAUUUGCAAAAAGUGGCUUAUUGGACCCAUUGUCAAUCAUUUUGCAUCAAACUCUAGAAGACCAAGAUCCAGCAGCUGGUGAAUAUGUCGAAAAAAUAGCGAGAAUCUUUUUACUUUUUUCGUCUGCUGAAGCUUACGUUAAAGAAUCGAUGGUCAUCGGAAGAGUAAUAAUACGGAUUCUCGAAGCUCUGUAUAAUCUACCAUAUAACAUUUGCGUGAUUAUGUUGAAAUGUAUAAAGAAUUUAUCAAUGAAUUCAAACACGUUAGAGUCAUUGCAAAGUGCUGGUGCAAUCGAAGUAUUGACAGAUAUUUUAGCUAAAAAAAGUUCACCAAACAGGCCAGAGAUUGCAAAUCAAGUUCUCAAUACAAUGUUUAAUCUUUGUCGCAUAAAUAAAUCACGACAAGAGAAAGCAGCACAGGCUGGCAUCAUUCCUUAUUUACAAUCAUUUGCACAAUCACAAUCUCGACAAUUUGCGAUUCGACAAUUCGCAUUACCAAUUUUAUGUGAUAUGGCUCAUGGAAAUAGAGUUUGUCGUGAUUUGCUUUGGAAAUACAAUGGUCUCCGGUUUUACAUAUCAUUGUUGAUUGAUCCUUAUUGGCAAGUUAAUGCACUAGAGGCGAUUCUUGUUUGGCUACAAGAAGAAAAGCAUCGCGUGGAGCCGAUUCUUUUGGAACCUCAGAAUAUUGAACGCAUUAUUCAAGCAUUUGUCACCGCUAAAGCAAACUCUUUCGAAAAUAUUCUGGGACCAUUGCACUUGAUCACACGGCUAUCGCCAAAAACAGCGUACGCAUUGGCAAAACCUACAUUUUUUAAACGGUUACUUCAACGCCUUCACCAUAAGAAACCUAUAGUACGAUUGAAUAUGUUAAAAAUCCUCAAAUCAUUAUGUGAUGCCUAUCCCACUGUCAUUGAACAAUAUGAAAGUUUAUUUGACCAUAUUAGUCAAAUGUUCAACGAGGAUCCUUCAAUGCUAGUAAGAGAAUUGGCUAAAGAAAUUAUUACGAUUUUACAAGACUCUUUUAGAUCCAGGGAAGCACAAAAUCAGAUAAACUCUUUUCAGAUGCCUAUCAAAGAAGAAGAUGAAUAUAGUCAUCAAUCAACCGUCAUUCUAAUCCGGAAGAAUAUAUUACGCGGAAAAGAAACGGAUGGCGAUGGUGAUGAUGCAAAAGACGUCGUCGAAGAGAAGGAUGUGGACAGCGAAAAAGUAGUUACAUCAAUUAAUAGUUCUGAUAAUUUCACUAAACAAGGCGUAAAUACAAUAAGAGGUUUCAAUACUAAUAUGGAUAAUGCAAAUAGUACAACAGUAAAAAAUCGACAUUUAUCCUCUGCUGCAUCAUCUUCAACUUUAUCAGUAUCAACAGUUUCACCAAUAAGAAAUCGUCCUCGUGCAUCUUCAAGUCCUCUAGCACCUAGUUCUCGACGAACAAAACCAAAUGUACAUCAACCACGUCCAUCAUCCACUGGUCCAUCUUUAUCACCGGAAAUCCCAGAAAAUAAAAAUAGUUCAUUAUCAGUAACAACUAAUAGUCGGCAGAAAACAUCGACGUCAUCAGCUUCAAGUUCUAAAAAUGCAACUCCAUACACUUCUCAAAGAUCAUCAACUAAAUCACUCAAUUUUCCAUAUGAACAUAUCCGUAAACGUUCAGAAUCACGUAAAUCUCGACUAUCAACUCAUACAACUUUCAAAAUAAUCGAAGCAUCAUCGUCCUCAGUUAAUGCAGCCAAUAUCGCAGUUGAUCCAAAAUCACCCACGCCUAAAAAAUCUACUAACGGUACUAUUAGCUCGGUGGCCUCAGUUGCGAGUUUCGAUAGCAAAGUCACAAAAUGCACAUAUCCUGGAUGUGUAGUGAAAUGGGUGAAAUCAAAAUUAAGCAGAGGAUUGGUGAUGACAAUGGAUUACUUGAAAUGGAAAACAUCCAAUGAUAUCUCGGAAUUCUGA
This is a messenger RNA of Ambispora gerdemannii, 4131 nucleotides long. NCBI's taxonomy places the organism in Eukaryota, Fungi, Glomeromycota, Glomeromycetes, Archaeosporales, Ambisporaceae. The record is from the annotation of a GenBank genome assembly.